AUGGCCGUGGUGGCAGUGGAGGUGAAAAGAAAAUCUUACCUAAGGGCAGAAGAUGAACAUUCAGGGGCCGUCAUGAAACCACUGGUGUUCCACGUGGAUGAAACCACCCCUGCAGUCAUGCAAAGUGUCCUCCUGGAGCAUGGUUGGAAUAAAUUUGAUAAACGAAUGCAAGAUGUUGAAGACUGGAACCUGUACUGGAGGGCUUCGUCUUUUCCAAUGAUCAAGCAUGCCAACCUCAAGCCUUGGCAGUGACUGAAUCACCACCCAGGAACAGCCAAACUCACCAGGAAGGAUGAUUUGGUAAAGCUCCUAAAGUACAUGAAGGGGGUCUACAGCACUUCCCUUUAUGAAUUCAUUCCUCUGACGUUCAUCAUGCCCAACGACUAUCACAAGUUUGUAGUGGAGUACUCCAAAGAGAGACAGAUGCUGGGUACUAUGCCCAGCUACUGGAUUUGCAAGCCCGCAGAAUUAUCUCAUGGAAGGGGCAUCAUAAUUUUCAGUGACAUCAAAGACUUAGUCUUCGAUGAUACAUACGUAGUGCAGAAAUACAUCUGCAACCCUUUUGUUGUCGGUAAGUAUAAAUGUGACCUCCGUAUUUAUGUCUGUGUCACUGGCUUUAAGCCUCUGACCAUUUAUAUUUACCAGGAAGGGUUAGUGCGGUUUGCCACAGAAAAGUCUGACCUCAGUAAUUUGCAAAACAAUUAUGCCCACCUGACCAACAGCAGCAUCAAUAAAUUGGGGACCUCCUACGAGAAGUUCAAAGAAGUGGUCGGCCAUGGUUGCAAAUGGACCCUCAGCAGGUUCUUCUCCUAUCUCCGCAGCUGUGAUGUGGACGACCUUCUCUUGUGGCAAAAAAUCAACCACGUGGUCAUCCUGACGGUGCUCGCCAUUGCUCCGUCAGUCCCCUGUGCUGCCAACUGCUUCUAGCUCUUCGGGUUUGAUGUUCUGAUUGAUGACAAUUUGAAACCAUGGCUCUUAGAAGUCAACUUCAACCCAGCCUUGUCCUUACACUGUUCCACUGAUGUGUCAGUGAAGAGGAAACUCAUCCACGAUAUCAUCUAAUUGAUUCACAUAACUGGCCCAAGGAACAAGGGGAAAGGAUGUGGCCAUGCCUCCGAGGGUGAUGCCAAUGUCUCGUUUGCCAAGAGUGAUAGAGGUAGACUCAGUAAGGUGUACAGUUCUCCACCUUAUGGGUCUUUCUUACAGGUCACAGGUAGAGCAUUCACUAGGGAUGAACCCGCUAUGGAGAAAGUUGAAAGAACAUGUCCUAAAAAUACACAGACCUCCCAGCUUACAGAACGAAUGAACAAGCAAAAUGUACUUCUAGCAAUAACAGAGCUGCCCAAGAUCAAACCCAAGUUAAGGAGCAGGCACACGCCACACAAGUCCUUCAUUCCCUACGGUCCACGCAUCCAGGCGCAUAGCUGCAAGAUGAGCAUCUCCCCAGGUCUCCAACCAGACAGCAGAGAAGAGCCUGAACCCCAGGCAGGCAAUUUUGUUCUCAUUUUCCCUUUCAACGAAGCUACUUUUGGAGCUUCCAGGAAUGGAUUAAAUAUCAAAAGGAUAAUUCGAGAGCUCCGGAAGCUUACAAACAAGCAACCAACCCAAGUGGCCAAAAAUGAAACAAAAAGAAGGUGA
This is a messenger RNA of Trichechus manatus latirostris (Florida manatee), 1638 nucleotides long. RefSeq names its product tubulin tyrosine ligase like 2 (gene TTLL2). Gene Ontology annotation, cellular component: cilium. Gene Ontology annotation, molecular function: tubulin binding; tubulin-glutamic acid ligase activity. The transcript is spliced from 2 exons. Lineage: Eukaryota; Metazoa; Chordata; Mammalia; Sirenia; Trichechidae. Gene Ontology annotation, biological process: protein polyglutamylation; microtubule cytoskeleton organization. The record is from RefSeq and is a predicted model, not a curated record.